Messenger RNA from Chelonia mydas (Green sea turtle), 1300 nucleotides. RefSeq names its product OVCA2 serine hydrolase domain containing (gene OVCA2). Gene Ontology annotation, biological process: response to retinoic acid. The record is from RefSeq and is a predicted model, not a curated record. Gene Ontology annotation, cellular component: cytoplasm; nucleus. The coding region runs from base 42 to 755 and encodes 237 amino acids. NCBI's taxonomy places the organism in Eukaryota, Metazoa, Chordata, Testudines, Cheloniidae. The transcript has a single exon.
UUUCCUGUUUGAAAGCCGGAUAUCCGGUUCCGGUGACCGCCAUGUCCGGGGGGGAGCCGCCGCUCCUGCGGCUGCUGGGUCUCCAUGGCUACGGCCAGAACCAGCGCAGCUUCCACGCGCGGACCGGGGCGCUGCGCAAAGCGCUGCGGGGCCGCGCGGAGCUGGUGACCGUGAGCGCGCCCCACCCGGCGGGGCCCGAGCCCGGGGGCGCGGCGGGGCCCGGGGACCGGCUCGCCGGCUGCGGGGUUCCCGGGCCGGGCGGCCCCGGCGCCCGCUGCUCCCCGUCCCCGCAGGACGCCGAUCCCCGCUGCUGGUGGUUCCCCAGGCCUCGGGAGGGGGCGCUCGGGGCCCGGGAGGAAGCCGCCCCCUGCCAGGGGCUGGAGGAGUCCCUGGAGGCGGUGGCCGGGGCCUUCGCGGCCCACGGGCCCUUCGACGGGCUGCUGGGCUUCAGCCAGGGCGCGGCUCUGGUGGCCCGCGUGUGCGCCCUGCAGCAGCGCGGGGACGCGCGGUUCCCGUUCCAGUUCGCCGUUCUGGUCGCCGGCUUCGAGAGCAGCUGCGACCAGGAGCCCAUCGCCGUGCCCUCGCUCCACGUCCUGGGCGACGCGGACCGGGUCAUCCCCCCAGCGCGGAGCAGAGAGCUGGCUGCCCGCUUCGUUGAUCCCGCAGUCCUUACCCAUCCAGGGGGACACUUCGUUCCUGCCUCUGCGCCCCAGAAGAGAGCCUAUCUUGAGUUCCUGGCGAAGUUUUUGAAAUAGAAGAGGCGGGACCUGCCCUUGGGCGUGGAGGGAGGAGAGUAAAGGAGUUCUGUUUACUUAGAUGACCCAAGAGAAAGUUGAGAUGAUGCGAUCAGUCCACCAGUAGCUACUGGGGGAGAAGAUUUCUGAUUAGCAGAGGGCUCUUUAAUCUAGCAGGUAAACUAUAAUAAGAUCCAGUAAUUAGAAGCUGAAGCCAGACAAAUGAACUAUAGAAAUAAGGCACAUUUUUAACACAGAAACAACCAAUGGGCCAUUUUACCUCGGGUUGUGGCAGAUUCUCUGGCACAUGGAAUCUAAAUCAAUACUAGAUGGCUUUAUAAAUGAUACUCUUGAAGUUACGAGUUUGAUGCGGGAAUCACUGGUUGAAAUUCAGUGUUUUGCGUUAUGCUGGAGGACAAACUAAAUGGUCAGACUAUUUCUGGUGUUAAAAAUCUACAACUCUUAUCAUGGGUCUUAUAGCACAGAAGAUGUGAGGACAGGUGGAGUUCGGUCACAGGAGAUGCAUAUUUGGUGAUAUAAUCUAUAAUAAAUGGAACUCCAGUUGA